UCUUGGUACACGCUGGUACAGGUAAUCGCUGGCAACGACAUCGGCCGCUUGCAUAAACUAUGCGGAAGAUUAAAUAAGGACUAAUUUCCAAAGUAUACUUCUGCAACAAGAGCAAUGGUCGUUCCAAAAUUAAGGAUAAAGAAAAGAUGGAAAUACUUUUGUUGUUGUUUUUGUUGCUUCACUUAUGUUGUGAUUUAUUGGCAGUGAAACACUCACUGAAGUAUUUCAUCAGUGGAUCUUCUGGAGUCCCAAAUGUUCCGGAGUUUAUUGGUGUAAUGGUGGUUGAUGGCAUUCAAACAGGUUAUUGUGACAGCAGCAAUAAGACAUUAAAACCACAACUUGACUGGGCAAAGAAAAUAUUACAAACUAAUCCUGAGCAGCUGGAGUGGUACACUCAGAAGUGUUUUGAGGAUCAGCCAAAUGUCUUCAGAGGCCACAUUUUUAGAUGGAAGCAGCGUUUCAACCAAAGUGGAGGUGUCCACGUCAUACAGAGGAUAAGUGGAUGUGAAUGGGAUGAAAACACUGACAGUGUGACCGGAGUGUUGAAGUAUGGCUAUAAUGGAGAAGGCUUUCUUGAAUUCGACCUGAAGACACUGACGUGGAUCGCACUGAAACCAGAGGCUGACAUGAUCAAACAGAAAUGGGAUGCUGAUCGGACCAGAACAAUGGAGAACGAAGACUUUCUCACUCAGACCUGUGCAGAGUGGCUGAAGAUGUAUGUGGACAAUGGGAAAAGAUCCCUGCACAGGACAGUUCCUCCCUCAUUGUCUCUCCUCCAGAAAACUCCCUCCUCUCCAGUCAGCUGCCACGCUACAGGUUUCCAUCCUGACAGAGUCAUGAUGUUCUGGAGAAAAGAUGGAGAUGAGAUUCAUGAUGGUGUGGAAAAAGGAGAUAUCCUCCCAAACAAUGAUGGCACCUUCCAGAUUAAUGUUUAUCUGAAUGUUUCAUCAGUCAAACCUGAAGACUGGAGAAAAUACGAGUGUGUGUUUCAGCUCUUGAGUGGUGAGAACGUCAUCGUCACCAAACUGAAUGAAACAAUGAUCAGAACCAACUGGAGAGAAAACAUAUUUGGGACUGGCAGAGAGAAACCCUCUGAUAUGACAGUUCCCAUCAUUCCUGCAGUAGUUGUUCUUGUUCUCAUCAUCGUUGCUGCUGCUGCUGGAUUUGCUGUUUACAAAAAGAAGAAAGAGUGGGAUCGUCAGGCAUUUCAAGUGGGAUUGUUUUUUUUAAGUUUCAGAGAGGCGAUCUACAUCAUCUCCUGACAACAAUGCUGAACAGAUUCAACUGAAUCAGGUUAAAUAGACAAACGCAGGACUCUGCACUCUCCAGUUAAAUAAGAAUAAAAGUUUUUUUUAUUUUGUUAUAUGAACUUGACUUUUUGUUUAGUUUUUAAUUGUUUUAUAAUAAAAAAGAAUGUUUAAAUGUUUACAAUACAUUUAGGCAUUUUCAUUUUUGUCUAUGAGUCUCUGUAUCAUUACAGCUAAAACUGUUUUGUUCUAUUCUAAACUUUUGUAAGGACAACAAAUGUGUUGAGUGGUGCUGUCUUUCUAUUUCUGUUUCUUCAGAACCUUUGUUUUCUAUUGAUUGUUGUGUUUUAAAUCUUAUUGCACUAAAGAGCAAGGUGAGCUCGUUUAUGCACUGUGAGAUUCUGUGUCAUGUGAUAUCAGUGAUAUGUUUCUCAGAACAUUUUGAUUUAUUAAAACUGUUAAAGCUGCUCUUUGUGUUUGAGUGCAGUCAUUGAAAAAAAUCCACAAAAAGAGAUUUUUGUGUGUAGUUUCAUAUAUUGCCCACUGUUAUUAUUAUAUUUGAUUUAAGUUUUGUUAUUAAAUAUGUUUUGUCAUAUUAAAGUUAUCCAUUUAAGCUUCA
Molecule: messenger RNA, 1866 nt
Organism: Oreochromis niloticus (Nile tilapia)
Lineage: Eukaryota; Metazoa; Chordata; Actinopteri; Cichliformes; Cichlidae
Product: major histocompatibility complex class I-related gene protein
Exons: 7
Coding region: 147-1262 (371 amino acids)
Biological process (GO): immune response
Cellular component (GO): external side of plasma membrane
Source: RefSeq, a predicted model, not a curated record